AUAGAUCGUGCGAGUGUGUGUGCGUGCGAUUCGUCAGAAAUCAUACGUAGAAACCGUUUCGCAGUUCGCCAGACAGGACGAGAGUGGUUUAAUCGCGCGAUUAUUCCAUCCAGUACGGGCUACAUUGGGCAGUGUUCCGGGUAUUUUCCACUUCUCGUUUGGUAUCGUUGCUGGCAGACCGGGCAGAAGUAGAAUUCUUUGCCCGCAUAGGAGAAGCACCACUCCACCACAUCCUGCCUGCGUGUGAUGAUACUUUCUCCCGUCUUCGGUGUCUCGCCGUGUCGCUGCUGACGGGGAGCGGUGCGCUUUUUUUGUUGCUUUCUUUUCGCGUGUGUCCAGGUGCUGACCGAAGCUUGGCGAAGCUGGCCACAUCCGCUCGGUGGUUGAUUCAUGGUCAGCGGUGAAGAAAAGAAAAUUCUGUAUCGUUCUCGCGUACAAAGUGAUGCGGCACUGUGCGUGAAGUUCCCGCUGCGUGUGUGUGAAGAUAUUUGACGGAAGUUGAGGUGGUGCUAUUGCGGUGCUGCCUUCCCCUCCCACCCCAUAGUUGCGCUCGACACGUUGCCAUCUCCAAUUAGGGCCACCUGUGAAAAGGCGUGCGAUGGUGGUGUAAAGCAAAAAUUGGCCAAAAGUGCAGUGAGAAGAUACGCCGUGAGCAAUCGUUGUGCCAGUGUUCCGAAAACCGUUCCUGCCGUCUGAGACGGGGUGUGCAUUGUUUUCGUCUAGCACCCUUCCCGGCGAACCGUAUCGCGCGGAGUGUGAACCGAUUCUAAAGAACUGCAGCACCCCCGCUCGAAGAACACACACACACACGAUGUAUUUCUACAAACAAAAGCUGCUGCACGCGGCGCAGCUGAAGAAGCUGUACGACCACAAGUAUUCCUGCACCAACGUCAGCCUGAUGGAUCCGUUCCUGCAGCCCUGGUGGUGCUGGCUCGUCUCGAAGGUGCCGCUCUGGUUGGCCCCCAAUCUCAUCACGAUCGUCGGCCUGGCGAUCAAUAUCGCCACCACGCUCAUACUGAUCUCCUACAGCCCCACCGGCCGUGAGGAACCCCCGCGAUGGUCGUCGGCCCUGUGCGGCAUCGGCCUGUUCAUCUACCAAAGCCUGGACGCGAUCGAUGGCAAGCAGGCGCGCCGGACCAACUCGUCCUCGCCGCUGGGCGAGCUGUUCGAUCACGGGUGCGACUCCAUCUCGACCGUGUUUGUCGCCCUGUCGGCCUGUAUCUCCGUCCAGCUCGGCUUCUACCCGCGGUGGAUGUUUUUCCAGUGCUUCUGCGCGAUGACACUGUUCUACUGUGCCCACUGGCAGACGUACGUGUCCGGUACGCUCCGGUUUGGGCGCAUCGACGUAACCGAGGCCCAGUGCACGAUCAUCGGCAUUCAUAUGAUAUCGGCCAUCUUCGGUCCCUCGAUCUGGAUGACGAAGAUGCCGCUCCUCGGUGGCAGCUGGAACUACGCCGUGUGUGCGAUCUUUACGUUCGGAUUCGUGCAAGUGUUCACCACCUUCUGCCAGAGUUUUCGGGCCGGUGGCGUCGGCAAGAACGGCUCCACCGUUGCUCUACCGUUGAUGGGGGGCAUCGACAUAAAGACGGUCCCGCUCUACUUUGCCGUGUUUGUGUUCGGACUGCUCGCCUAUCAGAACGCGUCCGUUAUCUUUACCGGUGGCGUGGGCAAAAAUGGAUCUACUGUCGCUGGCACGAGCGUACUAUCGCCGAUCAUCCCGUUCCUGUUCGUCGUAGUGCCGGCGUACGUGAUCUCGCAGAAAUCGACGGAUCAGAUCUACGAAAACCAUCCCGCCCUGUACAUAAUGGCGUUCGGGAUGAUUACGGCCAAGGUGACGAACCGGCUGGUGGUCGCCCAUAUGACAAAGAGCGAAAUGGAGUACCUUGACUGGGGACUGAUUGGGCCGCUGUGCCUGUUCCUCAACCAGUACUUCAACAGCUUCCUGCCAGAGUACUACGUCCUGUGGUUCUGUUUGCUCUGGUGUACCGUCGAUCUGAUCCGGUACUGUGGGCAGGUGUGUCUGGAAAUUUGCGACUACCUGAAGAUUGAGCUGUUCCGCAUUCCCUACCCACCGAAGCCAGUAAUGACAUCACAAGAAACGGACGAGCUGGACCAGCAGCAGCAGCAGCAGCAACAAUCAAGCAUCAACAACAAUCGUCGCUCGUAUCCGACCACACCGGUGCGUAACCUAACCGUGCCACCGGCGAUGGGCCAACGGACGGCGUCGGAGGACAAUCCAAGCCCGCGCGUGACACCAAACUCAUCGCCCCGCAAACCGCAUCGCGUAUGAGGGAUGUCGGAUGUCGAACUAUCCCAGCAUCAUUAGGAAAAACACCAUCAGGGAAAAAAGGGAACAGAGAACAUGAUGAGUAGAGUUGGAUGGCAGGGUGUUGGUGGUACAUUGUUGGUGAUGGAUAUAGAAUUAAUUGUCGCUACUUGCCAGUGUUCUUUCGUAAGGGAGGAGUGCGAUCGAAAUGGUUUGGUGCAUAGUUUCGCGUUGCUAGGUGUGUGCUAUAUUGUGUGUAGAGGUACGACCAGCGAGGCAAAUCUGUCUCGAGGAAAAGAAAACUGAACUGAUACUGAACUAGGUGUGUCCCAUCCAUCGAACUACUCAGAACUAAGCUUAUGCAAACACUUGAAGAAAUUAAAGCACUGGUAUAAAUGAACAGAAUUAAACCAUUCACUUCUUUGCUCUUACAGCAUCAAGCCGGCACAGUGUGUGUGUGUCCAGUGGUGGAAGACAAUAGUCUCUAACUCUGUGUACAGACAGGAGGACGGUGGUCGCACUAGAAUUUAAUGAAACGAAAACAUUACGGGCAUCACAGACAAAAAAGCAAGCGCAAAAGCAAGUAAACGAUGCUUGUUAGAGUCUUUCGGAGCAGACGUGUACACACGCGUUACAGUCGCUCCACCAGAAACUAGAAGAGAUUGAGUAUAGAAUUAGCGCAAGCGAAAGGAAGACGGACGUCCCUUUUCGAGGGACAGAAGACAGCUAAAAAGACAAUGCACCGUACGUUGUAAGAGCAAUCGAACCAAGAGCGGUUUUUACCAAAAAACCACUAGUUAAAUUGUAACGAAUUCACCCUUCCUGCUGUGUCAGUUGUGUCCGCGCCUCCUUCUCCCCCCCAAGAGGAACAAUGCGUCCUACAACUAGGAAAGGGGAGAAACGGCGGGGGGCAAUAGAAGUUGUUUAGAAAUAUAUUUAUACCAAUAGCGGGUAGUAGUUGUGUGAAGUGAAAGCUGCUAGAAUUAACGAAUGUUCGAGCCGGAAUGUCCGGGCUGUGUGGUGUGGUGUGGUGGUGAAUGGCGCAAUGCAAUAAAAUCGAACACUGUUGCGUGAUAAUUGCUGUUAAAGGAGAA
Anopheles gambiae (African malaria mosquito) is the source of this 3360-nucleotide messenger RNA. RefSeq names its product cholinephosphotransferase 1 (gene bbc). Gene Ontology annotation, biological process: phosphatidylethanolamine biosynthetic process. The transcript has 8 exons. Gene Ontology annotation, cellular component: Golgi apparatus; endoplasmic reticulum membrane. The record is from RefSeq and is a predicted model, not a curated record. NCBI's taxonomy places the organism in Eukaryota, Metazoa, Arthropoda, Insecta, Diptera, Culicidae. The coding region runs from base 812 to 2290 and encodes 492 amino acids. Gene Ontology annotation, molecular function: diacylglycerol cholinephosphotransferase activity; ethanolaminephosphotransferase activity.